UCCACUUGAAGAAGUGUGAUUCAAAAUGUUCUCGAAUCAUGUGCUUUUAGCUCUUGGUUUGAUCAUUUCAGCCGCUCAAUUUCUGAAUGCAGCUGUUACGAUGGAAAUCAAAAUGUUUGAUCCAAAUGGGCAAUGUAAGAAAUACUUGGAAAAUGGACAAAAAUAUCUCGAAAUCACUCAUGCUCGUGUUCUGGAACUUGGACCUAAAAAUGGGAAUAACUUGAGACAGAUUGUUGGAAAUCAUCUUUGUCAGGGAAAAUUUGAAACUGGCACGUACAAGUUUAAAUGUCAAAGUACCAAGUCAAGUCAACCUGUCGAUUCAACGGUGACGAUGAUCUCUGUUCGUGCCAUAAAACAAAUGUUGUCAGGCCAAGUUGAUUACCGUUACAAAGCGGAUACAAUGCAAAUGGGUCGAUUCAUCAGUUUGGAUAACUUGAAAGAUCAAAAGUUUGAUCCCAGCCAGCAUAUUGCUAUUGAGAAAAUCAUCGUCAAUGGCCUAAGUAAGAAUAUAAAUCAAGAUUUCCAAACUUGCUUCAAAUCGUGGCCUAAAGAAUUGAUUGCUGAUCAUGGUAUCUAUGUUUCUGAACCACUCGGAGGACAACUAACCCAGUGGGCACGAAUGUAUUUCGAACCGGAUCAAUUGGGCGAAGCAAUUUAAUUUGAUGGAUUUAUGUUUUGUGAAUAAAAUGACUGAAAAAUG
Molecule: messenger RNA, 700 nt
Organism: Caenorhabditis elegans
Lineage: Eukaryota; Metazoa; Nematoda; Chromadorea; Rhabditida; Rhabditidae
Gene: C43G2.3
Exons: 5
Coding region: 26-658 (210 amino acids)
Source: RefSeq, marked reviewed